Molecule: messenger RNA, 777 nt
Organism: Neoarthrinium moseri
Lineage: Eukaryota; Fungi; Ascomycota; Sordariomycetes; Amphisphaeriales; Apiosporaceae
Exons: 1
Coding region: 1-777 (258 amino acids)
Biological process (GO): carbohydrate catabolic process; fungal-type cell wall biogenesis
Molecular function (GO): mannan endo-1,6-alpha-mannosidase activity
Source: RefSeq, a predicted model, not a curated record
AUGGUCAGGCCCUCCUGUGUCGUCGCGGCUGCGUCGAUAUUCUCCGCUGCUGCUGGUCUGGAUCUGAGUGUCAACGACGAGGCUUCCGUCAAGCAAGCUGCUGCACAGAUCGCCAAGGGGCUGUAUUUUUAUCACAACCCAAGUUCAACAGCAGGGGAUUUCAAUCAGCCUCAGCCAUGGUUCUGGUGGCUGUCCGGCAACGGAUGGAAUGGUCUGCUCGACUAUAUGGUGUAUACGAACGAUACAACGUAUCAGUCUGAUCUGUUAUCUGCACUUUCUGAGAAUGUUGGUCCUAAAUAUGACUUCGUUCCAACGGCACAGUUCAACUGGGAAGCCAAUGACGACCAGGCAUACUGGGUGUACAAUGCGUUGACGGCCAUGGAAUAUGACUUUCCUUCCUUGGCUUGCGAGGCAUCUCCGGAUGGCGGCUGCCUCAACUCGUGGCAGGCCAUAGGUACGAAUGCCUUCAACCUCUUUGUCAGCCGUUGGAAUUCCGAUAGUUUCACUUGCAACGGAGGACUUAAAUGGCAGUAUCGCAAAGAUGCCAAUGGUUACACCUAUAAGAACUCUGUCACCAAUGGUGGGUUUUUCCAGGUUGCAGCUCGGCUCGCACGAUAUACCGGUAAUCAGACUUUUGCCGAGACUUGCGGCCAAAAAUGGACCACUGGCAGCUUUGAUGGACAAUCCGACUUUGGCGUUGAGUUGAGCGCGCUUGAGGUCGUUCAGAGUCUGCUUGUGAAGAGUGCUCCAGCGCUGGAAGUCGCUCAUCCGGCUUAG